Salvia miltiorrhiza (redroot sage) is the source of this 774-nucleotide messenger RNA. RefSeq lists its product as uncharacterized. The coding region runs from base 1 to 774 and encodes 257 amino acids. NCBI's taxonomy places the organism in Eukaryota, Viridiplantae, Streptophyta, Magnoliopsida, Lamiales, Lamiaceae. The record is from RefSeq and is a predicted model, not a curated record. The transcript has a single exon.
AUGGGAAAGGGUUACUAUACUCUCAGAUUUCAGUUUCAAGAGGAUAAAGCCACUGCCAAAGCUAAUCUUUUAUGGGAUUUAUCUGUCGGAUCGCUUUGGUUACGUGAUUGGGUACGUUACUUUAAUCCCUACAAGGAACCUUCUUCUCUCGCUCAGGUGUGGGUUCGGAUUUAUUAUUUGCCUGUGGAGUUUUGGCAUCCUGAAGUUAUUUCGGGUAUUGGAAGUUGGCUUGGACAACCGUUGAAAAUUGAUGGAAAUUCUAUGACUGAAGAUGUAGGACACUUUGUGCGUAUGUUGGUUGAAAUUGAUUUGGCACAGCCUUUGCCGGUAACGCUUAAUAUUGAUGGAGGGGACUACGCGUUUCCGGUGGAGUUCAGUUAUGAAUAUCUUCCUAUAUUUUGUCAUCGAUGCAAGAUUACGGGCCAUUCGAUGGAGAAAUGUCGCAAGGGUGACAAAUCACAGGGAAAGACAACAGAUGAGGUGGAAAAGGGGGACAAAGGACCGGAAGGGCACGCUGUUGGAAAGGCGGUGGUGCAAGCUUCGGUGUUGCAUGCUAACACUGAGGCUUUGGAGGUGGUAGAUAAAGUUGUUGAGGUGAGGUCUGCUCUGACAGAGCGUGCUCAAGUGGAGCAGACCAUGGGAGAGCAGCAGUCUGGGUCCUCUGGGAAUUACUUUUCCCCUUUGGUGACGGCGGAGCAAUCAAGUGAGAUGGCUGACCAUAGGUUAUACGGGCCGGAUUACGGCUGUGUUGAAGCAGAUUAUUCAACCGGCUAA